CCCCUGAGCUUGCAGCGUCUCCAUCUCUUCGGCGAGGCCCCCUCCGGCUUCCCCGGCAGGCACCCGGGACCGAGCUCCUGCGUGCACCGCGUUCCGAGGCGCGUGGAGUCAACAUGGCUGGGCCUGAAGAAGCAGCCCACAGAGGGUGUGACAACCAUCCUCCCUUUGUUGCUGGGAAGUCUGUACUCCUCUUUGGACAGAGCCAGUACACAGCAGAUGAAUACCAGGCCAUCCAGAAAGCUCUGAGACAGAGGCUGGGUCCAGAGUACAUUAGCAGCCGCAUGGCCGGAGGAGGUCAGAAGGUGUGUUAUAUUGAAGGUCAUCGGGUAAUUAAUCUGGCCAAUGAGAUGUUUGGUUACAAUGGCUGGGCACACUCCAUCACCCAGCAAAAUGUGGAUUUUGUUGACCUCCACAAUGGCAAGUUCUACGUGGGAGUCUGUGCAUUUGUAAAGGUGCAGUUAAAGGAUGGUUCCUAUCAUGAGGAUGUGGGCUAUGGAGUUAGUGAGGGCCUCCGGUCGAAGGCCUUGUCACUGGAGAAGGCCAGGAAGGAGGCUGUGACUGAUGGGCUGAAGCGAGCACUCAGGAGUUUUGGGAAUGCACUUGGAAACUGUAUUCUUGACAAAGACUACCUGAGGUCACUAAAUAAGCUUCCACAACAGCUCCCUCUUGAUGUGGAUUUAACUAAAACAAAGAGAGAAGAUUUUGAACCAUCUGUAGAACAGGCAAGAUAUAACAGCUGCCGACAGAAUGAAGCAUUGGGACCCCCCAAACCACAGGAAGCAACUUCCCCUUGCAGACCAAGCCACCCACAUGAUUCGAACAUUAAGCUUCAGGGGGCUAAGGACAUCAGCAGCUCCUGCAGUCUGGCCGCCACCUUGGAGAGUGAUGCCACUCACCAGAGGAAGCUCCGGAAGCUCCGGCAGAAGCAGCUUCAGCAGCAGUUCCGGCAACAGAUGGAGGCUCACCAGCAGAGCCAUGCACCUGCCAAAGAGGUGGAAGCCAAGCAUGAGGCAGUGCUUCCAGCCCCUCCAAAACACAGCACCCCCGUAACUGCAGCCUCAGAGCUCCUCUGGGAGAAAGUCGUCUUCCCAGAUAACCUUGAAGAGAACCUUGAAAUGUGGGACCUUACUCCAGACUUAGAGGACAUCAUUAAGCCCUUGUGUAGAGCAGAACCACCCCAAGCCUCUGCCACUCGAACCCUCAACAACCAGGACAGCGUCCCACAUAUCCAUUGUCACCAGAAACCACAAGAAAAACCUGGACCUGGGCACCUGCAGACCUGCAGCACCAACCAGCAUGUUCUAGGUAGCAGAGAGAACUCUGGACCUCAUAGGAAGAACCAGGACCUGAAGAAAAGAAAACUAGAUCCAUCCUGAAGCUAAAGAUGUUACUAGACUGUCAAAAAAGGACUUUGGAACACUGCAGUUUGGUCACAAAAUUGUUCCACCUUGGCUCAUGCUGAAUUCUUUAGAGGACUUGAGAGGAAGCUAACUACUUAAGAAGGUUGUCAUACCCCAUGAUGGGAAGGAGGCCAACAGAUAAACUUUGUUCAGUAUUAUUCACUCCUAAGCCGAUUCUAGGACCUUGCAGGCUGCCUUUCUUUUAACCAUAUAGCCCACCAAGCCACAGCAUGACUGUUACCUACAUUAAAUCAUGUGUGACCUUAUCUUUCCUUUGGCUUCAGGUUUUUAAUGUUUUCCACUAAGUGUUGCUAUCAACAAGGUCAUGU
This is a messenger RNA of Mus pahari (shrew mouse), 1729 nucleotides long. RefSeq names its product RAD52 homolog, DNA repair protein (gene Rad52). The transcript has 12 exons. NCBI's taxonomy places the organism in Eukaryota, Metazoa, Chordata, Mammalia, Rodentia, Muridae. Bases 114 to 1376 code for a protein of 420 amino acids. Gene Ontology annotation, biological process: double-strand break repair via homologous recombination; DNA recombinase assembly; mitotic recombination. The record is from RefSeq and is a predicted model, not a curated record. Gene Ontology annotation, cellular component: nucleus.